Molecule: messenger RNA, 5034 nt
Organism: Hippocampus comes (tiger tail seahorse)
Lineage: Eukaryota; Metazoa; Chordata; Actinopteri; Syngnathiformes; Syngnathidae
Gene: adar
Product: adenosine deaminase RNA specific
Exons: 17
Coding region: 417-4286 (1289 amino acids)
Biological process (GO): adenosine to inosine editing; RNA processing
Cellular component (GO): nucleolus; cytoplasm
Molecular function (GO): tRNA-specific adenosine deaminase activity; double-stranded RNA binding; adenosine deaminase activity
Source: RefSeq, a predicted model, not a curated record
CGAAACCGAAUGUCUGAUGGCCGUUAUUAUACCUCGUCCUUUUGCAUCGUUUUUGGGGGUGGUUGCUCGUGAGAUCAGUUGUGUAUUUAAAAUAGAUUAUUAACAUAACGUACUUAUAUCAUCACUCACGUUGUUUUUGUUUCGUGGACAAAUCCGAGAACCAGUCCUCGCGUGGAAGAAGCAGAUAAAUCUUUUUUAACCUGAAGUACACACCUGGGAGUUUUAUUUUCAAUUUUCACCGCCACCCAUUUUAAGGAACCUUCUUUAUAAAGUCUUAAUUGCAGCCACUUCCAACAAUAAGGUGUACCGAAGCUAUCCUCCUCUGACGUUCGGGGUUUGCUUUUGGAUGGUGUACAUUUGUAUAUAGACUGCACAUCCAGCCACGUCGGCCCCCUUUCUUUCUCGACCCCUGCGCUAUGAGCAGAGGUAGAGGAGGGCCUUACAACGAACAGUAUUACCGGCACCCGCCACCAUAUUACCAAGCAAGGGAGCAUCCUGAAAGAUCCGGCCCGUCCGCUUCCUUCAAAAGAAGCGGCCCGCAGCUUCAGCAGCCAUUUUCAAAUCACUACGACAGACCUGUCUGUCCUGUAGCAUCCCCGCGACCUCCGUCUCCCCUUACCCCCUCUGCCCCACCCAUACCAAGCUCUACUAAGAAACCUCCGGCCCCGAACGCACCCUCGCAUAGUCGGAGUUAUAAUCCCCACCCUUUCCUCAAUUCCUUUCAGUACCUUCAGGUCCAGUUUCUGAGAGGACAGCGCACUGAGGCGCCGCAGUUCAAAGUCACUCCUCAAAAACCCGUCAGGUUAAAUAAUUCCCCAUACCAGCAGCAAUCAGGCUACGUUCGAUAUCCAAAGCCCUCCUGGGGUCGAGGUUAUUACAGCCAGCCCCCCAGUUUUGCUGGACACCCGAAUCAAAACCAGGCGCAAAGUAAAUCCUACGGCUCCAGCAGUGAAUGGAGCGCACGUGCUAAUGCUCUCUGCGACAGUUUUCAGGGCUUGUCCGUCCACCAAAAGAGACCGAGCGUCAUCACUCUCACUCCACAAAUCCAGGACCAGGUGCACAGGGCUUUAAAACCAAGCAAAAGAGUCUCGGCAAGAUCCUUGGGCAAAAAACUACAUCUUCCCAAAAAGAUAGUCAACCAGGCCCUUUACUCGUUGGAGCGUUCGCAGAAAGUCUCCAAACAAGGAAUUUCGCCCCCAAAGUGGGCGUUAUAUAUUAAACCUGUAAAAGUUGAAGAACCUCAAAGGUCUCUUUUUGGGAGCCCCCAACAAACUGAAGUGAAAUUAGAGAUCAAAACAGAAAUAGAAGAAGACUCCGACACAGAAACACAGUCUUCCUGUUCUUCUUCAGAAUCUUCACUUUCAGAAGUAUCUCACUCAUCUAGUCCGAGUCGGCCACAAGAAAUGUUCACAAUGUCAGAUCAAAAGGAGCGUGUCUUGCAGCACCUCCUGGACUUAGCGCCGGUAACUGCUCUGAUGCUAGCCAAAAACAUGGGCUUGAAGACCUCCAAGCAGGUCAAUUCUACCCUGUACGCCCUCGAGAAGCUCGGCGACGUCGUGAAGAACGGUGACGUCAAGCCGCCCACGUGGGAGCUCUCAGCCCAUCGCAAAGAGAGGAUGAUGAGGACCCUUAAAGCCACACAGAGUGAGCAGGUGGUGCGCGCCGAAAAUGAGGAGAAGCCUCUCUUAGCGCCUGAGCCAAUGUCAGAACUUGAGCCGCUGCCAUUUGACGAAAGUUGGAUACCAAAGACGGAAGUGCUGUCCCCUUCCACGGAUCAACCUCCGCCCUUAAACACAAGUCAGGAGGAAAUGACCGUGGAAGGACAGUGGGCCUCUGACGAUAUUCCGGAAUACCUGAACGCCAUUCGCAAACAGACGGACUCGGAGAGAGCGGCCGCCGAGUACGGCAACCCGAUUGGUACUGUCGCUGUGUCUCUGGCCGCCCCGCCGGCGCAGAACCUUUGGGCAAAGUUGCAGGAGGUUCGUCUGAAGAACCCCGUGAGCGGUCUCAUGGAAUACGCCCAAUAUCUGGGCCAGAGCUGCGAGUUCAUACUCCUUGACCAGUCGGGACCCUCCCAUGACCCCAGAUUCCGCAUGCAGGUCAUGCUGAACGGGAGACUGUUUCCGAUUGUCGAAGCCUCCGCUAAGAAGGUCGCAAAGAAAGACGCCGCCGCCGCCACUUUGCUGAUUCUCUUCGGCGAGAUGCAGGGAGGCGCGAGUAACGGGAAUGAAGGAAGUACCGCUGGGAUGAACCAAACGAGGGACGUGCUCUCCAACUCGGAUGCCACCAUUGAGGGCUCGGGGGGCGUGUUUGGACCAGGUACUGUGGAAGUGAUGGGGAUGCCCGAGGGACCUCGCCAGCCACUGUCACGUUCAUUGCCUGGGGGGAAGAAUCCCGUGUCGGUUCUGAUGGAAUACAGCCAGCGCAGCGGGAACCCCAUUGAAUUUAUCAUCACUGGCCAAGUUGGCCCGCCGCAUGAUCCAAGGAGCACAGUCCGGCCUGGCCAGUAUUUUUCCCGGUUCAUGUACAGAGUAAAGGUUGGAGAGAGUCUGUUUGCGGAGGCCUCGGCUCCAAGCAAAAAGGCAGCGCGCCAGCUGGCAGCUGAGGAGGCCGUCAAAGAAUUGAUGGCCGACGGUAGGCUGCAGCUCAACAAGCCCCAGUUGCCCCUCGGCUCUUCCAGCGACAGUGAUAGCUGUGGGACUUGCCCCUCUCUGCCACCUCUGACAGCCGAUGAAUUGCGAGCCGCCCACGAAGCCGGAGUCGGAGAUCUCAUCAACCACCUGAAUAACAACGCCGUGUCGGGGCUUCUGGAGUACGCCAGGGCCAGAGGAUUUGCUGCUGAGAUCCGCCUGGUUGGCCAGUCGGGGUCAGCGCACGAGCCCAAGUUCACAUAUCAGGCCAAGCUGGGUGGACGCUGGUUCCCGCCAGUUUGCGCCUCGAACAAGAAGCAGGGCAAACAGGAGGCAGCCGACGCUGCUCUUCGCGUUCUGAUUGGAGAGGCAGAAAGGGCAGCCCGCACUGGGGAGCUGAUCCCCGCUGAGCUUCCCGUGAGUGGCAGCACGUUGCACGACCAGAUCGCCAUGUUAAGCCACCAGCGCUUCAACGCCCUGACCACGCGCAUCCAACACAGUCUGCUGGGACGCAAGAUUCUGGCCACCAUCGUCAUGAGGAGGGGCGAAGGCCUGGGAACUGUUGUCAGCCUGGGAACGGGCAACCGUUGCGUUAAAGGGGAGGAGCUGAGCCUCAAAGGAGACACUGUGAAUGACGGCCAUGCUGAAAUCAUCUCCAGAAGGGGGUUUGUUAGAUUUCUGUACAGUGAGUUGCUGAAGCACUUUGAGGGUACAGACAACAGUAUAUUUGAGGUCGCGCAGGACAAGAAACUGCAGAUCAAAUCUGACAUCACCUUUCACCUCUACAUUAGCACGGCGCCAUGCGGGGAUGGCGCUCUGUUCGACAAGUCGUGCAGUGAAACAGGAGAAGAGGUGGGCUGUCACCAGCCUCUGUUUGAGAAUGCCAAGCAGGGCAAGUUGCGCACCAAAGUGGAGAACGGUGAGGGGACCAUCCCGGUUGAGUCUAGCGCUAUUGUGCCCACCUGGGAUGGCAUUCAGCAUGGGGAGAGGCUGCGCACCAUGAGCUGCAGUGAUAAGAUCCUGCGCUGGAACGUACUGGGCCUACAGGGGGCGCUGCUCACUCACUUUCUGAAUCCCAUCUACCUGAAGUCAAUCACACUUGGCUACUUGUACAGCCACGGUCACCUGACUCGGGCAGUGUGCUGUCGGCUGGGCAGAGAUGGCGACGGAUUCAGCCAAAGUCUCCCGGCUCCCUUCCAGCUCAACCACCCUGAGGUGGGCCGAGUCAGCGUGUACGACUCCACACGUCACACAGGCAAAACCAAGGAGUCUAGCGUGAACUGGAGCCUUCCAGACCACACGAGUGUGGAGGUUCUGGAUGGGACCAAAGGCAAACUCGAUGGGAACAAGUUGGGCGUGUCCCGUGUGUCCAAAUCCAACCUGUUCUGUCUGUUCCGCACACUGUGCCAGCGCUGCGACCGCAACGACCUCCUCGCCAUGCACUCGUACAUUCAGGCCAAGCUGGCGGCCAACUCCUUCCAGCUGGCCAAGUACCGCUUCUUCCAAGCGCUUGGCGACCACGGCUACGGCGCGUGGAUCGGCAAACCGCUGGAGGAGAAGAGCUUCGAGGCGGGGGAGGAGUCGCCCAGCGUGCCCGCCGCGUUCAGCGGCGCUCGGAACAGCGGAGCGAUGGAAUACAACCAGGCGGAGGCGUAGCUCGAGGUGCUCAUGGUACUCGGCUGCCAGGCUGCUCGAGAAGGGAGGGAGACAAGAAAAGGACAAUCAAACCAUAGCCACUGGCCGCCCAUGUGUCAUCUGAUGCUAACGUGGCUACGGGCUAACGACAGACUGAUGGCAAAGGAUGGGCAGAAGAGGAGCUAGAUGAGAAGCCUGAAGCAGGAACGCGCUUGAAAAUGGCAAUAGAAAGAGCAAGAACGGAGGAGCAAAAUAAAGCUGCUAUGUAUGACAGGUUAUGUUAGCGCUGACAUGCGCCAUUUUGUAGAGUCGCAUGCAGUCCAUGCUCGUGACUUCCUUUAGUCUUUAAAAGAUCUCUCAUGAUGACCAACGGUGAAGCUGAAAGAAGACCAAGCAGCAGCGAGAUUUACUUUGCUUUUCUUUGAGUGGACUAAAGGCGCCUCUAGCGAUUUAAACCAGCUAUGAUAAAAACACAUCCAUCCGUGCGUGGUCGCCGUGGUUACCGCUAGCAUACCAGAGUUUUGUGCACCUCUUUGAUCAGUCCUAUGCUUUUAUAUAUACACACAAGAAAGAAGAUGUCACGGCCUCCAGGCUGCACACGAGCUCUUUUCGUCAGGAUGUUCUUCUGUGAGGUUCCCACCACCACGUUUCUUUUACCUUGUCCAGCGUGCAUAUUUUUUUUACAUUGAAAAGCACCUCGACCCUGACCGUAUUUGUCAUCUACUGAUCCUUUUUUUUUUUAAAUUUUGGCGAUGCAAUAUGCAAAAGA